CGAAUACGACGAAAGACAACGGCAACGACAACUAUGCUCGCCAUAACGACUAACGAGAGUGUGUACAUAUCGGAUCCUUCCACCCUUCGCCGUGCGCCUCCAUCCCUGUCUCCAGCAUCCGACAUACCUUCUGGUUCAAUAUACAGCACCUGGUCUCCCGACGGCACUUCUCUGUACCUUGCUUUUCCUUAUUUCAUCAACCGUUAUGAUGCUUUUGGCUCUCUUAUGAAAACUGUAUACUCUCAAGAUGACUCCGAGUCACCUAUUUCGAGCCUUAUCAUCAAAGAUAAAGGUUCUCUUAUCUUUGCUACUGGAAACCUGGUCCAUAUCCUCGAGCAUUCUGCUUCUCAAACUUCGUCUUCGAAAAUUGUACACACUCUCCCGCCUCAUCCGGAUCCUAAUCCGGUCACAGCUUUGUCUCUGUCGAAUGAUGGAACUGUACUCGUUGCCGCAUCCGCCACAGCUGUCGUCACACACAAUCUGUCUCUCAACAUCCACACCACUCUUCGUGGGCUCAAGACCACGGAAGAGGAAUACAUAACAUCUUGCGUCGUGCAUCCACACUCGCGUGUGCGACUGUUUCUGGGUUUAGGCAGAGACCUCAUCAUCUACGAUAUGACCCGGCCGACUGGACCUGCGAAAGUCAUCCCGCUAAGCGAGGCCACCGAGGGCCACAUAGCAGGGAUUAGCUGCAGUCCUUAUAGCAAGGCCCUUCUGGCGGUUGCUUGCAGUAGCGGAUACGUCGGCCUCGUUGAUUUGGACAAGGAGCAUGGGAAAAUUAUACGCAGUUUUGACCACGAAACCCCACUUACGUCGGUCACAUUCUCGCUCGACGGAGCAACGCUCUACAUGGGGACAGUAAACGGGAGACUCCUCGUGCAGUCUCUUCGUGCAGCCACGGAACCAGCAAAGACGGUUACAAUAAGCGAAUCAGGAUAUCCAGUCCUCGGUUUGGCUGUCUCGAAAAAGCGGUCUAUAAAAGACUCCAAACCAGGCACUCCCGCCGCUGUAGCCGCAUCCGCUUCUGCUCCAGUCCUCAAUCAACAACCCAGGCCUCUCGCCCAAAAGGAUACAAACAGUCCUGUCCACGCCCGGCGGCGCGAAACAUUAGCGGUCAAAUCGCCGGCUGGAUCCGCCAACACUUCUCCCGUAGUCUCCAGAGUUCGGACGAGAGUCACUUCCACCGUGGGAUCGCCCUCCCCGAGUGCCGAUAGCAGUAUCGCUAAAGGAAGUGCGACGAAUACGCCCGUCAAGAAGAGAGUGGACUCUACUACGGCUGCGACGAAAUCGAGGCAAUCACCCAACGCGGCGAAAGAGACGGUGCCCUCUAAUAACGGCGAUGCUGCUGUCGAUACUGAGGCCGACAAAAUCACGGCGCGCCGUACACGAGCAAUCAGCGGGAACCUCAAGGCAAGGAUCACUCCCACUUCCAAAGCGCCCGCUUACUCGAAAUCACCGCCUCCUCUUCCUCUUCCUUCGGCAUCCGGUGCAACUCUCAAGCCUAGACCUUCUCCCUCGCGAGGCUCUACCGCGAAUGUCCGUACGGCGAAGUCGUCCAGCUCAUCUGCAGUAGCUCCUGGGCCCAACACAGAAGCCGUCCCCGAAACCAUCCCCACGAUCUCUGCUCCCCACAUACGCACACGUCCAACAUCUUCGACCGGACGCACGGUCGCCAAUACUGCCUCAGGAUCAAGCCCCGCAUAUAAACGCACUCGUACCGUCUCCGCCUCCUCGCCCAAGAGUCCCUCGAGUCUGACCUCCGGAAGUCAACCCAGUGUGAGGAGCAGAACACUUUCUACUGCGAGUACGGCUCGGACUUCGGUCGUUAGUGGGCCUACAAAAGCCUCGAUCACCAUCACGGCCAAUAUGGACGACGAUUCCGGUUCCGCUCCCAAAUUGCGAACGAUCACAGGCUCGAGCUCUGGGUCCGGAACGACUGCAUCCACUGGUGGUACGAGAUCAAGAACAACGUCUCGUGUGGCUCGUUCCGGAUCUGGAGGCGUCACCGUUGCUCGUUCGGGUUCACCUAUACCGCCAGUUCCGCCUUUACCGAAGAAUCAAGUCGAUGCAGCGAGAUUACAGAUAGAGAAGAUGAGGCAGGGUCCGGUUUGGAUAUCAAGUGGGAGUGCGAAGACAGCACCGGAGAGGGAGGAAAGGACGCCGUCGCCAGAUUUACCCAUGCCUUCCCCGGUUAGGGAGAAUUUGCUUGAUGUCGCUGUUGGGCUAUCGGAGGAGAGCGACGGAAUGAAGGGUAUGGGGAUUUUGGGACUUGGGACGCCAGAGGUUGAGCGGUGGAUUCGUGCGGGGCAGGAAGACAACAUCUUUCCAGGAGAAGAGAAGGAAGAUCGUAAGAGGGUGGGGUUCGAUGUUCGCGACAAUGAUGUCCACGAGGACAAGGGCCUGAAUCAGGAACCGGAAACCAGCCGACUGGAGGACGUGGAUAUUGAUGGUGAAGAGGAUGCCGAAGUGCAGAGGAGGCUGGCGGAGCACGAACAAAGGCUUGAGGAGAAGUCUUUGACCAUGCAGAUUACCCCGCGGCGAUUGGGCAACCUGGGAGCAGGAAUGAGCUCUCUGCCCUCACCGUUCAUGCAUCUUGCAGCUGUAUCACCGCAUAAUGUCGUUCUUCCUAGGAAUGGGUCGACUAGUAGUGGUUUGAACGGUGUGGGUGGGAGCGUGCCGGGAGGUGGAGGUGCGCAAGGAUUAUUACAUGCGCUAAUCCAGGAAGCCAUGGUGGACUUUAGACAGGAGACGAAAGCAGAGAUGGUUGGGUUGCAUCUGGAUCUGUUGAGGAUGGGGAGGGCUUGGAGAAUGGAAAUGAGAGGCGUGAUGGAAGAGUAUGGUAGUGAAUUGAACGAGUUGAAAGAGGAGAAUAAGAAGCUGAAGGAGGAGAAUGAGAGAUUGAGGAGAGGUUAUUGACGAAUGGCCCACAUAGGUGGCCCAGAAUAUGCGGCAUGGUGAGUGAUAGUUGGUGGUGCGCUGGCGCUUUGAUAGAACGAAUCGAUCGGUAUCCUCUUGCCUUUCAGACUCUCCAGUCUUAUUCGACUUUCUCCCUUCCUCGCUUGAACAUGUUUAUGAUUUAUUGAUCACACUCUGCGUAUCAGCCUUGGGCUGCUUCAUUAUCUGUAUAUUUGCGAGCACUGUAUCUAUACGGACAUACGAGAAAGAAACGAUUAUGACGGCUUCC
Molecule: messenger RNA, 3184 nt
Organism: Stereum hirsutum FP-91666 SS1
Lineage: Eukaryota; Fungi; Basidiomycota; Agaricomycetes; Russulales; Stereaceae
Exons: 4
Coding region: 34-2916 (960 amino acids)
Biological process (GO): mitotic cell cycle; microtubule nucleation
Cellular component (GO): spindle pole; ciliary basal body; centriole
Molecular function (GO): gamma-tubulin binding
Source: RefSeq, a predicted model, not a curated record